This is a messenger RNA of Candida tropicalis MYA-3404, 969 nucleotides long. RefSeq names its product Gvp36p (gene GVP36). Lineage: Eukaryota; Fungi; Ascomycota; Pichiomycetes; Serinales; Debaryomycetaceae. The record is from RefSeq and is a predicted model, not a curated record. The coding region runs from base 1 to 969 and encodes 322 amino acids. The transcript has a single exon.
AUGUCAUUCAACUUUGCUAAUUUCACCAAGGAUUUGAAAUCAUUUGGGGAUAGAAUCUCCACUGAAUUCAACAAAGAAGUUGUCCCAUAUGCCCAAAGAACCUCAAGAAUGGUUCAAGAAAAAAUGGGUAAUAUUAAAGAAGAUGAUAUUAGUCAAUUACCAUCUGAAUAUAUAGAAUUGGCUAAUAAAUGUAACAAUAUUGAGAAAUUAUACAAGAAUGUUUUGAAAAUUACUAAUAAUUAUGAAAAUGAAAGUUAUGAUUAUCCAUCAAAUAUUCAAGAAAAUUUAAGUGAAUUUGGUAAAAAUAUUACUACUAGAGUUUCAAAUGUUGCUAAAGCUACUACUACUGCUGAAGCUCAAGCAGCUUUAGUUAAUCCAAAUAAUGGCGAAUUUAAACCUCCAAAAACUUUAUAUCAUGCUUUAAGUAGAGCUACUGAUGCGUCUAUUUUAACUACUGAUAAAUCAAAUGAUCCAUUAAUUAAAGGAUUGGAUUUAUAUUCAUCAAAUUUAAACAAGAUCGCUAAUGCAAGAUUAGGACAAGAUCAAUUAAUUAAAUCUAAAUUCAAUAAACCUUUGACAACUACUUUACGUUCAUUAAUUAGUCAAUCAAAUAGUAUUCAAAAGAAAGUUGAAGAUAAAAGAAUUGAUUAUGAUUUAGCAAGAAGUAAUUUGGCUAAUUGUACUAAUCCUCAAAAAGAACCAAAAUUAAGAGUUGAUAUGGAAAGUGCCGAAGAUGAAUUUGCUAAUACUGUUGAAGAUGCCAUUAAUGUUAUGCAAAAUGUAUUGGAGAAUUCUAAACCAUUGGAAGAAUUUUUGGAAUUAAUUAAAGCUCAAUUGGCCUAUCAUAAAUUAGCUACUGAAUUAUUGGAUGGUAUGGUUAAAUAUUUUGAUGAAUUGAUUGACGAACAACACAAAUUGAGUUCAAGUGCAGUUACUAGUGGUAGGGAAUCUGGCGAUUUUGAUAUCUAG